UCUAGAAGAUAAAUUCGACUCAUGUCGAAAUUAUAAAAAAUUAUGAAUGAAAAUUUUUAAAAUCUUAAUUUAUUAAAUAAAAGUCGUAGUAUUAUUUAUUAUAAUAUUUAUUAAUAAACAUAAAAUUAAUUAUUUAUAAUUAAAAUAUUUUUCAAGGUGUUACAAUUGAUUUCCAUCGAGGGUUCCCGCGAAUCACGGUACCUCUGCCAUCACGAAAAGAAAAGUGCAUCUUCAGCCUCAAACCAAUAACCCACACAGUGGGAGAUUUUAUUCACAUGUUGAAAGCAGAAGACCGUGGAAUAGACAGAGCAUGUAUUACGACAUUAGAGGGUCUCAGAAUAUCCAGUCACAACACGAUAGAGUCACUCUUAGAGAGCGACUUUAGACUAGUCAUCAACGACGUGACUUACGAUGUCUCGCCACCUGAACAAGAAAAGUACACCAUGGAGACGAUGCAAAAAUUGUCGGACGUUCAAGUUACGGUGAGUCAACUGUACGAAACUCUCCAGUGUACCGAGCACAAUUCGAUUUUAGAAAGAGAGGUGAUAGCUGAGCUGGAGCAGGUGAUGUUGGAGCUGCAGCCAUUGGAAGAAAAAAAAUUGGAGCUAGAGGUGGCUGCUGAAAGACGAGCGAUCCUUCACUCUUGGAUAGGACUCGUUGCCAUGGCUGUGCAGUUUGGAAUCCUUGCAAGGUUGACCUGGUGGGAGUAUUCGUGGGAUAUUAUGGAGCCCGUGACCUACUUCGUAACAUACGCUACGGGCAUGCUCUGUUAUAUUUAUUUCGUCGUAACAAGACAAGAAUACAUGCUACCAGAAGUUAUGAACAGACGGUACUUGAAAGCAUUUCACAGACGAGCCAAAGCAGUGGGGCUUGACUUAACCAGGUACAAUAUGCUCAAGGAUCAGGCCUACGAGCUUGAAACAACUCUGAAAAUAAUUCGUGGUCCGUUGUGGAAUCAUAAGAACAAAGUCGAGCAAAAAUUACAGAAAAAAAUGAGAUCAAGUAGCAGCAGCUCAAGCUCCAGUUCACGUUCUCGCUCACCAAGUUCAAGUCCUAGUCCCGAAAAAACUAAACCCACGUGA
Molecule: messenger RNA, 1082 nt
Organism: Cotesia congregata
Lineage: Eukaryota; Metazoa; Arthropoda; Insecta; Hymenoptera; Braconidae
Source: the annotation of a GenBank genome assembly